GAGACCGAUAAUGUAUUUCCAUUUAGCUCCACGAAUCUCUCCCUUUGCCGUAUCGCCUUGUUUCUUCACUCUUUCUCUUCCGUUCUGAUGGAUUUCGGGGUCCGAGCCGUCGAUAACCAGCCACUCCUUGCCGCUUCCAGUUCCGAAUGCUCAUCCGAUCAUCCGCUGCGUGACGAUUCUCCAAACGCAGAGCUCGUGAAACAGAGGAUUAAAGGAAAGAUAACAAAUAGAGAGAUUGCAAGCCGUAGAAUGCUCGAGGCGGAGACUAGGAUGGAGCUCAUUAUCGAGCAAGAACUAUCGAUUCUUAGGGCUACUGGCUGGACGGAGGGGUUAGCAUUUGAUGAGCAUUUUCCCAUGAGAAUGUUGGAUCUGAGGCUUAAUCAGAUUGUGGAUCAGUCGUCCUCCAGAGUUUUAUUAGCGGCUCCAGGUUCCUGUUCUUCGCUAAACUCGUAGCCAGUUCGUCCAUUUCCGGAGCCUCAAAAGGAAGAACCGAGGCCUUUGGAUGAUGAAAAGAACAAGGUAAUCUUUCUGUUAAG
This is a messenger RNA of Cucurbita maxima (winter squash), 536 nucleotides long. RefSeq lists its product as uncharacterized. Bases 88 to 453 code for a protein of 121 amino acids. NCBI's taxonomy places the organism in Eukaryota, Viridiplantae, Streptophyta, Magnoliopsida, Cucurbitales, Cucurbitaceae. The transcript has 2 exons. The record is from RefSeq and is a predicted model, not a curated record.